Molecule: messenger RNA, 882 nt
Organism: Phytophthora sojae
Lineage: Eukaryota; Oomycota; Peronosporomycetes; Peronosporales; Peronosporaceae
Exons: 2
Coding region: 1-882 (293 amino acids)
Source: RefSeq, a predicted model, not a curated record
AUGUCCAGCUUUAUCAAACUCGACAGCACCAAUCUGGUACAAGAUGGAACCAAUUCAACCUGGAAAUACUCCUUUCCCGGAUCGGCGGCUGACUUCCGCGAUGUAGUAUGUGCCAUUCAAUCGAUUUCGAUUUGCAUUGAAUCAAUGUUAUACUCGAUGUAUGACAGCGAGUAUAACAUUGAUUCAAUGCAAUUUCAGAACACAACGUUCAAAAUUGAAGUACCUACCGCUGCAACUACAUCCACAAUCAGUGUAUCCCUCCCUGAUAGUAUUUAUUCGUAUGACGAUAUCAACCGAAGCAUUCAGACUGCUCUUGUCAAUGCUGGGGCUGUCUAUUACGCUUGUCAGCUUGAUUUCUCGCCUACGCCUACAACUCUACCAACUACCGGUGGAACAUGGACCAGACCUACCUCCGGUUUAUACUCCUCUGGUGGUACUGGAUUGCCGACUACUACCCGCGUUCCUCGACUGAUCAUCGAUAAUGCUGAAUUCGGUAAAGUUGUUGGUCUCACAGCGGGUACAUACCCCUCCACAUCAGCUACUGUUGCAAGUGCUCAGCUAUCGAACAUCAUUCCUCAGAUUCACCCGACUAGUUCCUACAUCGUUCGUUGCGAUCUGAUCAAAAACGAAUACGUGGCUUCUGGUGAUAUUGUCAGUGCUUUUGAUAGAGGUGAUGCCGCUAUUGGAAAGGUCAUUUCAUACAAACCGAGCCAGUAUGCGUGGAUGAACUGUCAUAAUGGCGCUCGAGCUAGUAUUACACUCAGUAUCUAUAAACAAAAUGAUAAAAAAGUGAUUUUCAGAGAUACGUCGGUAUCCAUCAUGCUUCUGAUUCGUCCAAAAAAAGACAUCCAGAGUAUUUUUUUUAGGGCGGCUACAACGUAA